Medicago truncatula (barrel medic) is the source of this 2568-nucleotide messenger RNA. RefSeq names its product putative wall-associated receptor kinase-like 16. Lineage: Eukaryota; Viridiplantae; Streptophyta; Magnoliopsida; Fabales; Fabaceae. Gene Ontology annotation, cellular component: plasma membrane. Bases 167 to 2434 code for a protein of 755 amino acids. The transcript has 3 exons. The record is from RefSeq and is a predicted model, not a curated record. Gene Ontology annotation, molecular function: protein serine/threonine kinase activity; calcium ion binding; ATP binding. Gene Ontology annotation, biological process: protein phosphorylation; cell surface receptor signaling pathway.
UAAACCAAAACAAGUCGAUGUUAUCUUUUUCUUUUUUACCGAACAGAGCUGUGGAUAAUUUCAACAACGACGGUAGAAUCACUCUCUCUUUAUAAGUAACAACAGUAAACGAAACACCGAAGUCACUUUCUAAAGGACUGUUCUCUUUCUCUUGUUAGUUUUGUGAAUGAAAGUGAUAAAGAUGAAGCAUGUGUAUGUGUUAGCCAUGGUGGUAGUACUGGUAGGAACAACAGUUGCAGCUGAUUCAGCAACAAAUACUUGCAGUCACACUUGUGGAGGUCAAGAAAUUCCAUAUCCAUUUGGCAUAGAUGACAACAACACCUCAUCAGAGUGUUUCUUGGGUCGUAGAUUAAUUCCGCUCACUUGCAAUGAAUCCAAAAUAUACGCCGGUGACAUGGAAGUGUUAAACAUAGACAUCUUCAAUGCUCAAAUCGAAGCGUCAUUUUACGUCUCUAAAUAUUGCGGUGUUCAUAAUUAUAAUAAACCUAGGCUUAACAGUGGUUCAUAUAUCAUUUCAAGCAAAGAAAACAAAUUUAUAACUGUUGGUAUUAACAGUUUCGGUUAUUUUAAUAGUUACCGUGGUGGUGAAAACAAGUAUUCAACUGGGUGUUUAACAAGAUCUUUUGGUCUUCCAAGAUUGAUUGAUAAUGAAACAUGUUCGGGUAUAGGGUGCUGCCAAGUUGAUAUUCCUCCUAAAAUGUGGAAUAUAAGCAUAGAAGCUUAUAAUUUCAACCAAAAUUCAUCACUAUAUUGUAGCUAUGCAUUUGUUGUCAAGAAUGGUAGCUAUACUUUUUCUACCAAUCAUUUAUCACCAAAAGGUUUUCGUUACGAGGAAUUACCUGUGGUUCUUGACUGGACCAUUGGUGAGGAAAACUGCAGUACAGCUUCUUCCAAGAAGAAUGGAGUCAACUAUGGGUGCAAGAACAAUAGUCAUUGUGAUGACAAGGACACAUAUUUUGGUUACCGAUGCCAUUGCAAUCAAGGUUUUGAAGGAAAUCCUUAUCAUCCCAAUGGCUGCACAGACAUUAACGAAUGUGAAAAAGACCUAUUACAUGAUUGCAAAACUAAAGCAUAUUGUAACAACACCGAUGGGAAAUACAAUUGUUUCUGUCCAAAGGGGUAUUCCGGGAAUGGAACAAAGGAAGUAGGGUGCCAACUUGAUGAUGAAAAUGCAAAUUCAAUAGUACUACUGAUUGUCCUUGGAGUAGGAAUAACAUUUAUUCUUCUCUUUUUGGGAACAUUCUCGUACUUAAUGUACCAUAAGAGGAAAUUCAUCAAAAUGAAAGAGAAAUUCUUCGAACAGAAUGGUGGUUUGAUUUUGAAACAAAAACUCUCAACAAGAGAAGACUCCUCCUCUCAAACAAGACAAGACUCCUCAACUCAAAGUGCUAAAAUAUUCACACAAGAUCAGCUAAACAAGGCAACCAAAAACUUCGACGAGAAUUUAAUCAUUGGCAAAGGUGGUUUUGGUACCGUUUUCAAAGGACUUCUAGAUGAUAAAAGAAUCGUUGCUAUCAAAAAAUCAAAAAUAAUAGAUAGAAGCCAAAUCGAUCAAUUCAUUAAUGAGGUGGUUGUUCUCUCUCAAAUAAAUCAUAGGAAUGUUGUCAAACUCUUGGGGUGUUGUUUAGAGACAGAAGUUCCUUUGUUGGUUUAUGAAUUUGUUACCAAUGGCACCCUUUCUGGUUUUAUACACACACAAAGUAAUAAGGUGAAUAAUGAAACAUGGAAAACUCGUCUUAAGAUAGCCGCAGAGGUAGCUGAAGCUUUGUCAUAUCUACAUUCAUAUGCCUCAAUACCCAUCAUCCAUAGAGAUGUCAAGAGUGAUAACAUUCUCUUAGAUAGAACCAACACCGCCAAAGUAUCGGAUUUUGGAGCUUCAAGAUUGGUUCCACUUGAUCAAACUGAAAUAGCCACAAUGGUGCAAGGAACUAUUGGCUACUUAGAUCCAGAGUAUAUGCAAACAAGUCAAUUAACUGAAAAAAGUGAUGUCUAUAGCUUUGGAGUAGUUCUUGUAGAGUUGCUGACGGGGGAGAAACCUUUUUGUUUUGGUAGGCCGGAAGAGAGAAGAAGUCUUGCCAUGCAUUUCCUAUCUUGUUUGAAAAACGAUAAUGUGUUUGAAGUUAUUCAAGAUGGUUUGUGGAAUGAAGAAAACAAACAAGAGAUCAAGGAGGUGGCUGUUCUUGCGGCGAAGUGUUUGAGACUUAGAGGGGAAGAAAGACCAAGCAUGAAGGAAGUGGCUAUGGAAUUGGAGGGAAUGAGGUUAAUGAAUAAGCACUCUUGGAUCAAUGAUGACUCAAAUGUAGAGGAGAGUCGGUUCUUGCUUCAUGAAUCAUCAUCUAGCUUUUAUGAACCUGGUGAUAGCAUCACACAUGGAGAUAUCGGAUAUGACAGCUUGAAAGACCAUGUACUGAUAGCAUUGGAUGAUGGCAGAUGAUUGUUAUAAGACAAAAUGCAGUAACCAUUUCAUUAUUUUAGGAGUUUUUGCAUACAAAUUUCAGUUUAUAAUUCUAAUGUAAUUUGUUUUAUAUAAUGUGUUGUGUGCAUGUAAUCCAGUUUUUAAUGAUUGUA